AUGAGCAUACCCGGCAUCAUCUACGGAACGGCGUGGAAGAAGGAGCUAACCCAGGGUCUGGUCCUCAAGGCGCUGCAGGCUGGAUACUCUGCCAUCGACACCGCCUGCCAGCCCCGCCACUAUCGCGAGGAUCUCGUCUCCGAGGCCAUCAAGACGGCUGCAACGACUCUUGGCAUCCAGCGGAAGGACAUUUUUCUGCAGACAAAGUUCACUCCGCCGGGCGGUCAGGACCCGGAUACCACCCCUUACGACCGAAAUGCCCCUCUCGAGGAGCAGGUGCGCCAGUCCGUCGACCUCUCGCUGGCGAGGUUCCAGUACCUCGACUCGCUUGUCCUUCAUUCGCCUUUGCGCACGCACGAAGCCACCAUGAGGGUCUGGAGGGUGUUCGAGGAGUACCACCAACAAGGCGUCGUCCGCAUGCUCGGCAUCAGCAACAUCUACUCCCUCAAAGAUCUUCGACAGUUGUGGACCGAUGCCUCGGUCAAGCCCCGGGUUGUCCAAAACCGAUUCCACGAGUCGACUCAGCACGACCGAGAAAUCCGUCGAUUUUGCCGAGAGUACAACAUUGUCUAUCAAAGCUUCUGGACUCUGACUGGCAACCCGGAGGCAGUUCGUUCGGAGCCUGUCCGUCGGAUUGCCGCACAGCGCAACGCAACGCCAGAGCAGGUCUUUCUCAAGUUUGUCAUCCAGCUUGGGAUCACACCCCUGACCGGCACUUCGAGCGAGACGCACAUGCGACAAGAUCUACAGGUUCUGUCGUGGCCCGACUUGUCAAAAGACGACAUUGAUUGCAUCAGCGAGGUCUUUGGAGAGCCCAUCUAUUGA
This is a messenger RNA of Polychytrium aggregatum, 825 nucleotides long. Its product is annotated as NADP-dependent oxidoreductase domain-containing protein. Gene Ontology annotation, molecular function: oxidoreductase activity. The transcript has 2 exons. The coding region runs from base 1 to 825 and encodes 274 amino acids. Lineage: Eukaryota; Fungi; Chytridiomycota; Chytridiomycetes; Polychytriales. The record is from RefSeq and is a predicted model, not a curated record.